Molecule: messenger RNA, 1662 nt
Organism: Scatophagus argus
Lineage: Eukaryota; Metazoa; Chordata; Actinopteri; Scatophagidae
Gene: mboat4
Product: membrane bound O-acyltransferase domain containing 4
Exons: 2
Coding region: 121-1236 (371 amino acids)
Biological process (GO): peptidyl-serine octanoylation; lipid modification
Cellular component (GO): endoplasmic reticulum membrane
Molecular function (GO): serine O-acyltransferase activity
Source: RefSeq, a predicted model, not a curated record
UAACAUUCUGUCGUUUGAUUAAUUGAAUAACCGACUAAUUGAUGCAGCUCCACUUAUUGAAUUUUUAUCUACAGAUACCUGUUUGUUUCUGCUGGAGGAUGUGUCCUGGCGGUUGUCACGAUGGGCAUCUACAGCAUGCUUCUGUUCACCUCCACCUUUGUCUUUAUUCUGCUUGUGUGCACUGUGGGACCCAGCUGCAUCCACAAUUGGGCCUUUGGUAUCCAGAUGUUGUGGCAAACUUUCUGGCACCUGCUUAUACAGUACAAAGAACACUACGUACAUGAACCUGCCUGCACCAGAUUGUUCUUGGCAGUGUCCUCUUUGAUGCUGCUCACUCAGAGAAUCACCUCAGUGUCCAUGGACCUCCAGGAGAAACGAGUCACACAAACAUUUCAUGUUUCAUCCAGAAGGGAGGCUUGUGUGAUGCUUCUCCCUCUCGUCAGCUACAUGCUUAAUUUCACCACGCUGCUUGGUGGCCCUUUGUGCUCCUACAGUCGAUUUGUGUCCCGAAUGGCAGAAAUGAGGCCCAGCUUUCCACCUAAUCCUCUGGGUGUGGUCUUCCUAAAGUUGAUACAGGUGUUUCUGCUGGAGAGUUUAAGGUACUGUUUUAUCUAUUUUCUGAAAUGUAACACCUACGAUCCCUACAAAUCCAUCAUUCUCUAUGGCAUCCUAUGGGUUUGGAGUCUGGCAGCAGUUUUGAGGAUUCAAUAUUAUUCUCACUGGAAGAUCAGUGAAUGUCUCAAUAAUGCAGCUGGGUUUGGCUUUUGGGAAAAUUCUCCAGGAGAUGCCCCAGACUGGAGCAGGCUAUCAGAUGGAGAUUUCUGGACCAUUGAGGCGUCAAGCCGCAUGUCAGAGUUUGCCCGUCGAUGGAAUGCCACAACCGCUACCUGGCUGCGCAGACUGGUUUAUACGAGGUGCAAAUGCUUCCCAUUGUUCAUGACUUUCGGUUUUUCACUGUGGUGGCAUGGUUUUCAUUUAGGUCACUUUAUGGGAAUUUGGACCUGGGCAGCAAUGGUGAAAGCUGAUUAUCAUAUACACAGACACCUACAGCCCAAAGUUCCAUCAGGGUGGAGAAAAAUUUACACUUGUUUAAGCUGGAUAAACACUCAAAUGAGUGUUUCUUGUAUUGUUAUAGCAGUGGAAUUAAGAAAUAAGUCUAGUUUGAGACUUUUGUUGAGAACAUACAUUGGUCUGUUUCCACUUUUUAAUAUAGCACUGCUCCUUAUCCUCAGGUAAAGAUAUUCUAACUGUACCUUGAAUAAAUUCUGAAUAGCUUAUGGUGCUUUCAGUCAUUAUGGUCCUAUUCUCUAGCACAUGAACUAAGGAUGCUGCAGCAGUGUCUCUCUCUUUUCACCAGGUUUCAGUUAGGCUUAAAAGUUUGUGGUUAUGAUGUAAACUGUUUAUUUUAGAAUUGGUAUUAUUGUUAUUAUGCUGUUUUUUAAAUAACAAUAAUGAGGCUCAUAUAUUUUUAUAUAUGUACCACCUUUUACUUCAUAUGGUCCUAUGUUAAACGAUUUGACACGUGUGAUCUUUACCUAUUUUUUAUGCCUUCAUUUGAAAGCACACCGAAAUUACACCUAUUGUAUGAAAUGUGCUAUACAAAUAAACUUGACUGCAGAAAUGGAUCAUUUUGUUCAAGUGAUAUGAGAUGUCAGGGGUGAA